This is a messenger RNA of Suillus clintonianus, 828 nucleotides long. RefSeq lists its product as uncharacterized. Bases 1 to 828 code for a protein of 275 amino acids. The transcript has 7 exons. The record is from RefSeq and is a predicted model, not a curated record. NCBI's taxonomy places the organism in Eukaryota, Fungi, Basidiomycota, Agaricomycetes, Boletales, Suillaceae.
AUGGCCGCCCUCGAUACCACAUCCAGCAUUCCAAGCAAGCGUGGCUCGUCAGCCCUCCAAAUGGGGCCUCGAAAAAAAGCCUCUUCAUCAGAUCCGCUUGUUUCCCAUGGACGCCACUUUGGUCGAACGGUGUUCGCGUUGUGUAACUACCCCUCCUUACUUACUAACGGUAUUUUGAGGCUGGAAACAAUGGAAGACAAUCCAUUGGAAGACUUCCCUGCUGAAGAGCGGCGAGAGCAUCGCGUCUUUGAGCAGCUCUUGGACUCCUAUCCCGGCCUCCUGGAUUGUUUGAAGGACGGGUCUGAGGAGGAAAUACUUCACGUUGGAGAGCUGAUCGGUAAGGGCGCCGCAGGUGCCAGAGGCGACGAUACCAAAACAUUGAAGGCAGCGGUACUUGAUUGGAUCGCCCCGAACGGAGAAGCAAUACAGCCUCCUCUACAUAGAAAUACUAAGAUUGAUCGUGGGUUUAACCACGAACUUACCGGAUCUCUCCUCUGCCCUGCCGGGUUAAGCUGGAAUGAUCCUCAGACAAAAGAAAACCUACGAAGUGGCGAAAUGCUGGUCUCUGGGGAUCAAUGGCCGAUUUUUUUGUAUGCCAAUCAGGUUUACAAUCCUGAAGACCCGUGGUGCGGCCUUCUUAGGAGCCGCUUGAUAGUACUUGCCUACAAAUAUGUUUUUACAUCUCCAAGCUCGGUUGACAGGGAGCCGAAGGCCACGCAAUCUGGUAAUGCCCGCCUCCACGGCAUGAUAUCUGUUACCGUCGCCUCAAUAGCGUACAUCGCAACUCAGGUGCGAUUUGCUUUAAGCUCGUCCUCAGUAUUCUCGUGA